CACAGUCCACUUUGCUUGGAGGUCGACUGGACGCUUGUACGCAUGCGCACAUAGCAGCGGUGUGUGAGGGAAAGAGGAUCAAAAAUGGACGCACCGAAAGAUGUGCAACCCCCCAAGCAGCAGCCCAUGAUCUACAUAUGUGGAGAGUGUCACACUGAAAAUGAAAUUAAGGCCCGUGAUCCAAUCCGAUGCAGGGAGUGCGGUUACAGGAUCAUGUAUAAGAAGAGGACAAAGAGAUUGGUUGUUUUUGAUGCCAGGUGAAGAAGAUGAGAUCAGCUGUUUUGUUAUUGUUGUGUGUAACUUUUGUAGUUUGUUUGGAUGUAAAUAAACAGACUGUAUUUCUGAA
Molecule: messenger RNA, 346 nt
Organism: Paralichthys olivaceus (Japanese flounder)
Lineage: Eukaryota; Metazoa; Chordata; Actinopteri; Pleuronectiformes; Paralichthyidae
Gene: polr2k
Product: RNA polymerase II, I and III subunit K
Biological process (GO): DNA-templated transcription
Cellular component (GO): RNA polymerase III complex; RNA polymerase II, core complex; RNA polymerase I complex
Molecular function (GO): DNA binding; zinc ion binding
Source: RefSeq, a predicted model, not a curated record